AAAAACAAAACCAAAUCAAACUCGGAAAUAAAUUCAUAAGAAAUUCCUAAAAAAUCGACAAUAAAACUACAGAAAAAUGUCAGAUUGGCCAAAAACUCCGAGGCCUGGCAGUUCCGCACGGAAAAAAUGGAAUCUCGAAGAUCGCGACGCCGUUCAGAACCAAAUAAAGUAUCGCUUCGCCGAGGAAGGACAUGUCGAGAUGCAGUUCUCGCUCGCACAAAAUUUGCUCAAUGACGGCAACGAGGCGUCUUCCGACCCAGAAUCCGAUGAAAAUCACGCGCAAGCCAUUAAUUGGUUGAUCCGCGCUGCAAGUCAAGGUCACGAUGAGGCUUAUAACCUGCUGGCGAGUUGCUAUCGUGAGGGCAAAGGGAUUAAUGAGAAUAAUGAAACAGCAGUUUGUGACUGCCUGAACAUGAGUCAAGGCGAACGAAGUGCCCGUCGCGCCGCAAAAGAGGUUUUUCAGUACUUGUCGAACGGCGAGGAGGGCAUCACAGUGCGACAACUCGAGAAAAAGUUGCGUGAAAUUUACAAAUUGGACAAACGGAGACCUUCCAGGUACGACAUUGGCAAGAACGGAUAUUCGCCAGCUUCGAUAGCAGGCACGCCAAAUGGAGAUCGUCAUGUUUCGCCGCGAAAUUCGAGUGGAAAUGGGUCCGGAGCGUCGCCAGGAGGUCCUUCGACGAGCAGAGAGGGAAAUAUCACGGAAGCGAAUUUAGUUUCGGAAGCCAUUCAUUACGCGCACGGGCAUUUGCCGUUCGAACAUCAACAAAUUGUGAUUUCGGUGCCGCCGCCGCACUCAUUGGACCAUAUUCCGUGCUUCCAUAGGCCAUUUUUCAAUCCCAUCAUGUUUUUCCUGCUGCUUUACCAUCGAUUUGUGGCGAUUUUGUCGACUUUGCCUGGCUCCAUUUACUCCAACAUGCAACUUAUCGUCGCUCUAGUCGUUUAUUGUCUCUACACGAUGGACAGUCUCACGCGACACAUUCCCCUCGCCAUCUACUACGUCACAUUUUUCCUCAUGACAGUCACUACCUUCAAGAUGCUCAAGACCAAACACGAAUUUGUCGACUUUCGGUUGUGGUCCGGGCUCUUCUUGCGUUACGGCGAUCAGCAUGUCGAUGCCGAAGAGAGCGAAAAUCGCUUUUUACGCAACAACAUGUCGCCAUAUCUCGUUUUUUUCGUCGCUUUUGUCGUAAAUUUGGUCACGUAUCCCUUCAUUGCCGACCAAUGGCUGCCAAAUAGCGAGCUGACUGUCAUUUCCUUCAUCAUCAUGUGCAUCACGUUGCUCGCCUUCAUGUACACUUCCUCCGAUGUCCAUCCCGAUUACCCGAUUUUGUUUUCGUUUGGCUUGAAUGUCCUCGCAAAGUACCCCUACGAGAUGGAUAACGUCGUGACGACGGGAUGGCGCUUCCUGGAUCUCAAAGUUCCCGCUUUUACGACUUUUGUGAUCGGAAAUGGGAUCGAAUUUUGCAUCAAUUGUCGGGCGUUGCUGUAUUUGACGAUUCCGGCGGUGUUGCUUUAUUUGGCGGGACGUGAUGGAUGGCGCGGAACGUGUCGUUAUCUGAUUCCGCAUUGCGUGACGCUGAGUUGGUUGCAAAUUUGCAUCGUAACGUCGCAGUCAGCAACGAUGUUUGGUUUGGUAAGAGCGGCGUUGGGGCUUUCGGGGAUGUUGUUGUUCUUGCCGCUGUUUGGGAUUGCGACGUUGCUGAUUCCGGUGUUUGCGGCGAUUGAGUGGUUGUCGUUGACGGAUCCGACAAUUAGGCUUAUGUCGUCGGUGAUUGCUGCCCUCCUCGCUGUCGGCGGAUCAUGUUUCAUGGCAAGCUCUCACGGCACCCAGCGAUAUGUCACUUUUUUCCAAAUCAUCUUGUGCAUCGCAGCAACAGUUUUUCUCACUUUUCCCUACAUGACGAACGAUUUCGAGUCGCAUCCAAAGGCUUCGAAGCUUUUCGACGCGCACGAACCUCAGCUGCUGAUCGACGAUUUGCCGCCAACUACCCUCACGUGGGACCAAUUCUACAAAUAUUGCGACAAACCGGCUUGGGAAAAGUCAAAUAAAGUCCAAACGCAGCUGCGAUGCUCGCAUAUCGACGGAACCAUCGUUCAUUGGGAAGGCACGGUCUCCGAUGUCGAAAUUACAAAAGUCACGAACUUUCGAGCGGAUUUAAUCAAGUCAUGGCUCCCGGAUUUUUUCGGAAAUAGCAUCGCGUGUUUUUAUGGCGAGGAAAAUCGAGAUGAAUGUCAAGCGGGCGAGGAUUGCGAUGAAAUCAAAAAACUUCUUGAUGAGGAACGUCGCUGUAAUUUGGAUAAAUGGAACACGUACGAAUACGGCAUUUCCAUGCACAUGUCGUCGGGUCUCUUGAAAAAACCAGUCGAAGUCCCUGUCAGAGCCUCCCACACUUUUGGAAAUUUCACGCAACGCCUGCACAACAUGGAUCGCGUUUGGUUCCGUGGCACCCUCAAAACAGCUCUCUCCGAUCUCAGUGACGACCACAAACGAUUCGCCGUCGAAUUGACCUCCAUCGGGUGCAUUCAGUGCGACGACAAGAAACUCGAUGCCGUAAUUUUGCCCGAAGGACUGAAAAUUAGUGCACGCUUGCGGGAUUUGAGUCGCGGCGUCAAAUAUUUGCUAAAUGUGCUGUUCAAUCCGUUAGUUACCUUCAAAUAAUUCAGUGUCAAGUCAACAAAUUUUAGGAUUUAAUUGAGCUUCCUACGUAGUUGUGUAAGAGAAAAAUCCUUCUUCACGUAAAAAAAAAUCGCAUUUAACAAUGUCGUCACUUUAAGUAUUACUCUCGAAUAACAAACUUCUAUUUUUUAGGGAUUUAACUAACUAAAUGAACAAAAAAUGUCAGACUGUACUUAAAAAAAAAGAAAUUUUAUCUGUAUAUUUUUAUGAGAAUGUGUUUUGGUUUUCGCGCUCAGAAGGCUAGACCUUUGCCUUAGUUUUAAAUUUGCAAAUGUAUAUUUUUAAGAGAUAGUUUAAUUGUAUAUCAGAGAGAUUGUAUUUUAAAUAAAAAAUU
Molecule: messenger RNA, 3014 nt
Organism: Culicoides brevitarsis
Lineage: Eukaryota; Metazoa; Arthropoda; Insecta; Diptera; Ceratopogonidae
Gene: wfs1
Product: wolframin
Exons: 4
Coding region: 77-2662 (861 amino acids)
Biological process (GO): endoplasmic reticulum unfolded protein response; calcium ion homeostasis
Cellular component (GO): endoplasmic reticulum membrane
Molecular function (GO): protein binding
Source: RefSeq, a predicted model, not a curated record